UUGAGCUAAAUAAAAAAGAGGAAAUUGAACAGGGAGCACGAACAGACUCGAGUCAAGGAAACACUGCAGCGAGCAAGCUGCACCUACUAGCAUCACCAGCGCGACAUCAAUCCCGAGCGAGCGGGGCUGCAGAUUUCACUCAGGACCAGUGACAGGUCGGAAUCUUAGUUUCCCGGUCAUCCACGCCUCUCUGACGUUGCCAUGGCUCCGACGCUUGCCACUGCUCACGCCCGGCGCUGGUGGAUGGCGGUCACCGCGGUGAUUGAGAACCUCCUCUUCUCCGCCGUGCUCCUGGGCUGGGGAUCGCUCCUCAUCAUGCUCAAGUCCGAGGGCUUCUAUGCCUACCUCUGCCACGAACCAGAGAACCGGACUAACAGCUCUGUAGAUGGGAACACCAUGGACGUGGUGAUCCGCAUGAACGGCUGGCUGAUCUGCAAGGAACAGGACGAGAUGCUGAACCUGGCCUUCACCGUGGGCUCCUUCCUGCUGAGCGCCAUCACCCUGCCCCUGGGCAUCGUCAUGGACAAAUACGGGCCCCGCAAACUGCGUCUGCUCGGAAGUGCCUGCUUUUCUGUGUCCUGCAUACUCAUCGCCUAUGGAGCAAGUAACCCAAACUCCCUGUCGGUGCUCAUCUUCAUCGCUCUGUCUCUCAAUGGCUUUGGUGGGAUGUGCAUGACCUUCACCUCCCUCACAUUGCCGAACAUGUUUGGGGAUCUGCGAUCGACCUUCAUUGCUCUGAUGAUCGGCUCUUACGCCUCCUCUGCUGUCACAUUCCCUGGGGUUAAGGUGAUCUAUGACCUGGGCGUAACCUUCAUCACUAUCUUGUUGGUGUGGGCGGCCUGUUCUGGUCUCGUCUUCAUCAACUGCUUCUUCAACUGGCCGCUGGAGCCCUUCCCUGGACCUGAGGACAUGGACUACACGGUGAAGAUCAAGUUCAGCUGGCUGGGCUUCGACCACAAGAUCACAGGGAAGCAGUUCUACAAGCAGGUGACCACAGUGGGGAGGCGGCUCAGCGUGGGCAACUCCAUGAAGCAGCACCCCAAGGACCUGGCCACGCAGGAGGGCAACAAGCUGUGCCUGUCCACCGUCGACCUGGAGGUCAAGUGCCAGCCCCAGGCUGAAGAGACCCCCUCGUUCAUGCGCAGUAUCUUCAGCCCCAUCUUCAUGCUGAGUCUCGUCACCAUGUGUGUCACCCAGCUCCGCCUCAUCUUCUACAUGGGAGCCAUGAACGGAAUCCUGGAGGCACUCGUCGACGGCAACCUGGACACAGUUGGAAAGAUGAAUGUUGUGAGUCUCUACACCUCCAUCUUCGGAGUCCUGCAGCUGCUCUGCCUGCUCACAGCGCCCGUCAUCGGAUACAUCAUGGACUGGAAGCUGAAGGAGUGCGACGACGGCUCAAAGGAGGACGACGAGAAAGAGCCCAGCAAGGAUGGGAAACAGCCGAAGAAACGGGACCGGCAGAUCCAGAAAAUCACCAACGCCAUGCGAGCCUUCGUCUUCACCAACCUGCUGCUGGUGGGGUUCGGGGUCACCUGCCUCAUCCCCAACCUGCCUCUCCAGAUUAUCUCGUUUAUUUUGCACACGGUCGUCAGAGGAUUCAUCCACUCUGGAGUCGGAGGCCUUUACGCUGCUGUAUACCCCUCGACGCAGUUCGGCAGCCUCACGGGGAUGCAGUCUCUGAUCAGCGCUCUCUUCGCUCUGCUCCAGCAGCCCCUCUUCAUGGCGAUGAUGGGUCCGCUCGAGGGAGACCCUCUCUGGGUGAACGUCGGGCUGCUGGGUCUCAGCAUGCUGGGGUUCUGCCUCCCUCUCUAUCUGAUCUACUUCCGCCAGCAGCUUCAGAGACAGAAGAAGCAGAAGGAAGAAGACGCAUCGCUGUUUGUGAAAAUCAAUGGCAGCAACACACAGGAGGCUUUCAUAUAGGACGAAUUCAAGAGACAGGACUCUGAAUCCAGCGUGUCCACACCACUAGCUCCCUAUUACUCUCUCUCUCUCUGUCUCACUCACUCACACACACACACACACACACACACACACACACACACACACACACACACACACACACACACACACACUCACACACACACUCACACACACACACACACACACUCACACACACACACACACACACACUCACACUCACACACACACACACUCACACACACACUCACACACACACACACACUCACACACACACACACACACACACACACACACACACACACACACACUCACACACACACUCACACACACAAGGGUAUUAUCUCCUGCACUGGUUUUUGCCACUCCGAAAAUCAAGACCUGACUGGAUCUGACUCGAGCGUGAGGUGAGAGGGGAGAGCAGCCGCACAGCCUCGUCCGAGCCGUGGUCAAUAUUUUAUUUUUAUCUUCAUUUCACUGUUUCUGUGGGAGAAGAAUUUCAUCUUGGACCGACCCGCCUUGAAAAACGAAAUACCCCGUCCUGUUAAGAGCGUGAAACCGUAAUCGUAAAGAGGUCACUGCCAACCAAGGGAGGUCAUCUUUUUUUUCGUAAAACUUUUACAAUCACCAUUUAGAACAGAGAAACCUCUCGGAACGUUUUGUAAACUUUUACAACGUCACGUUUUUUUUUUUUUUGGUUUUUUUUUUUAGAAGGUUGUAAACUUUUACAAAACCUCUUUUCUCAGUGUUUCCUUUUGCGGCUGGAGUGUUUAAAUGCGUUUUCACCCGUGUGACGGUUUUUAAGUUUCUUAAUAAGACAGUUUAAACGUGUUAGCCGAUGCACUCUGGAAGAAAAGAAAAAAAAAAAAACCUUGAUCGUUUUAACUGUCUUAUUGGUGCUAUUUUAAUAGUAAUCCUUCACAGAAGAGGAAACUGUCAUACUUUCACAAAGAUCUUUAGGAGCUUUCGCAAGCCUGUUAGAUGCACAAAGCUGCUGCAGAAGACCCCAGGCCAGUUUCUACAAUAUUGAACCGUCCUAUACAGCACAGCCCUGUGUCAGUGGCUUAGCUAUUGUUUUAACCUUUAAUAUAUCAAAUUUAGCCAAGCGAAAGCAUGCAUGUCUCCCAGCAACGACAACAACAGUGUCAUCAGUUUGCGGUUUGCUUAUCUGUUGUUCUCAGAGUUUGGUGACUGUUUUGAAGAGGAAUGAUUGAAGGACAGUCCAGAUUAAGGACAUUGAGACCGGGAGCUCUUCUGGAAGUCAGUGGGGUGAGGUUAAGGAUUCCCCGUGGACACCGGUGCCUCAUUGCAUUUCAGUCCUGGGGAAACAGCCAUGUGUGCAGCUUCUGGACACAGCAGCACUGUGUGAAAAUGCAAGGGUUCACUUUCGAUUUGAUUUUGUAUUACUAUAGCCACUAUUAUACCAGUAUGUUGUAUUAUUGUUAUUAUUAUUAUUAUUAUUAUUAUUAUUAUUGUUGGUGUUAUUGUUAUUAUUGGCUGAUUGGCAGAAUUCCCUGCUGGUUUAACGUGAUCACACCAGUUAUCAUGACGCAGAGGAUCUGUUAUACAGCGUGUGCAGCCUGUAUUGCCCUGAGCUCACUACUCUGUAGUUAAUGAAUUAUUACCCCAACUCAACAUGCAGAUUUGCACUUAACUACUUAACAGAAAGACAAUGAGGUGCACGCUAAUGCUUCUGUGUCCCGCCAGGCGCUGUAACAGAUCCCAAAGUCAGCAGUCUGUGUUAAUCGAUAGCCAGCGAUCACUUUGGGCAGAUUGUAUUAAUGGAUAACUGCCUGCUUCUAAUCCACUCCAGUCUUACCGAUCUAUAAUGACGAGCAUGCCCGCGGCCUGUAAUAGAGCGGGCUUUCUCAUUGGUGCCAUGCUUGAGGAGGCGCUUGUUAAAAGAGAGCCAGCCCCCCUAUGGCAUGCUGCAUGACCGCAGUACCUCAAGUUAACCCCUGCUGUUCCAGAAAGACAGCUCUCAACUGCCAACCCCUGUCUGCUGCAUGUGGGGAAUGUAUUUAUACAAGGCAGCGCAACACGAGUCAUUUAAAAAAAAAAAAACAAAGACGUUAAACAAUAUAAUAAAGAAAUGCCUCAUUUGAAUAGCUUCAGAAGCCUUGUGUUUCCCUUUGAUUUGUAUGCUGUCUGUUCUCAUUGUCUUAUAGAAACUAUAGACUGGGUAGAGCUGAGGCGUUGAUUAUUGAGUAAUCAGUGUUACAAAGACGAUGGACAGCACUGAACUUACUGGCAUUUGAAGCUAUUUACUAAGGACAUUAUCACACUGUUAAUGGAAGAAAAAAAAUACACACACUUAAAUGUUUUGUUUGGAUUUCUUACACAGCGGAUGGCGCCUCCUGGUGGCCACAUGCAGUAACUGUGGUUAUCUUUGUUUGUGCUUUUGUAAAAAAUCUCAAGGAAACAUGAAUUCUGAAUGACUGUAUGCACACUCCUAAUUAAUUAAUGUGCAUAUAUACAGUCAGACCUGUUUUACAUGAUCACUUAUAGGAUCACUGGCAGAUACAAGUGGUUGAAGUUUGAGAGAUUCAUCUAUACAGGUUUGACUGCAUGUACUGACACAGACCCAAGUGUACUCCUGCUGAAGUAUUGCAUAUACAGUAUUAUAUGUGCUUCAUAUACAGCUCAUGUACACAAAAGAAAAUAAAUGGCGGAAUCUCAA
Messenger RNA from Acipenser ruthenus (sterlet), 4597 nucleotides. RefSeq names its product large neutral amino acids transporter small subunit 4-like. Gene Ontology annotation, molecular function: L-amino acid transmembrane transporter activity; neutral L-amino acid transmembrane transporter activity. The transcript has 15 exons. NCBI's taxonomy places the organism in Eukaryota, Metazoa, Chordata, Actinopteri, Acipenseriformes, Acipenseridae. The record is from RefSeq and is a predicted model, not a curated record. Gene Ontology annotation, biological process: transmembrane transport; neutral amino acid transport. The coding region runs from base 202 to 1920 and encodes 572 amino acids.